AGGCGCGGCUGGGCAGCCGCGGAGGGGGCCUGAGGCGGCGGUGAGGCGGUGCAGCCGGUCGGGCGGCCGUUGGCCGGGGAGUCCGGGUCCAGGGGCGGGUGAGCGGCUGGCGCUGCCGAGAUGCCGCUCUUCGCCCCCAACCCCUUCGAGCAGGACGUGGAAAAAGCUACAAAUGAAUAUAACACCAGCGAGGACUGGGGUCUUAUUAUGGACAUAUGUGACAAAGUUGGAAGUACUCCUAAUGGAGCAAAAGAUUGCCUUAAAGCCAUCAUGAAGAGAGUAAACCAUAAAGUUCCCCACGUGGCUCUGCAAGCACUUACACUUUUAGGAGCCUGCGUAUCAAACUGUGGAAGAAUAUUUCACUUAGAAGUAUGUUCUCGUGAUUUUGCGAGUGAAGCUCGAGCUAUAAUAAAUAAGGCUCAUCCAAAAGUGUCCGAAAAGCUCAAAACUCUAAUGGUGGAAUGGUCAGAAGAAUUUCAGAAAGACCCGCAGUGUAGUUUAAUAUCCGCAACUAUUAAAUCUUUAAAAGAAGAAGGCGUCACUUUUCCUGCAGCUGGAUCGCAGGCUACCACAAAUACUGCUAAGAAUGGGUCAUCAUUAAGUAAGAACAAAGAAGAUGAGGAUAUAGCUAAAGCUAUCGAAUUAUCUUUGCAAGAGCAGAAGCAGCAACAAAUGGAAACUAAAUCCUUGUACCCAUCUGCAGAAAUUCAGCAAAGCAAUCAGAACUCGAGGAAGGUGCGAGCUCUGUAUGACUUUGAAGCUGUCGAGGACAAUGAGCUCACCUUUAAAAGUGGAGAAAUUAUUUUUGUUUUGGAUGACAGUGAUGCCAAUUGGUGGAAAGGUGAAAACCAUAGAGGAGUGGGGCUGUUUCCAUCAAACUUUGUGACUUCUGACUUAACUGUGGAACCCGAGGCAGCAACUGUGGAUAAAAAUUCUGUUCCUGAGGAUGCUACAGAAGAAAUCAAGAAAGCGGAACCUGAGCCAGUUUAUAUAGAUGAGGAUAAGAUGGAUAAAACACUGCAGGUACUUCAGAGUAUAGAUCCUACAGAUUUAAAGCUGGAUUCUCCAGACCUUCUAGACUCAGAAGAUAUUUGUCAGCAGAUGGGUCCAAUGAUAGAUGAAAAACUAGAAGAGAUAGAUAGAAAACAUUCAGAAUUAUCUGAAUUGAAUGUGAAAGUUCUAGAAGCUCUGGAGCUCUAUAACAAACUGAUGAAUGAGACGCCGAUGUAUUCAGCCUACUCCAAACUCCACCACCCUGCGCAGUACCCACCUACAUCUUCUGGUGUUUCGGUGCAGUCAUACCCUGUACAGCCGCCUAGUGGGAACUACCUGGUGCAGGGAGUUCAGCAGGUCACCGUUUCUCCGGGUUACGGCCUCGCGCCGGAGCAGAUGGGGCAGCUCAGGCCUCUGCCGCAGACUCUCAGUUCUUCGGGAGCAGCUCAGCAGGCUCAAGCUGCCUAUUUAAGCCCGGGACCGGACUCGGUGUUAAACCAGCCGUACGUGAGCCAGAGCGCUGCCCUCCCGUCGGCCUACGGCCAGCAGCACGUGGGGGUGUCGCUGGAUGCCUCGGCUUUCCAGAACAACACGGCGAGUUUGCCUCAAGGACCGGGCUAUCCCGUGGCCGUUCCUGCUCAUUCCGUUCUACAGCAACAAACAAAUUACCACCAACAGCCUCUCCUCUAAAAACAAACCAGCUCGUAGUUCGGAAGUAAUGAGUAAAGGUUGCCUGACCUAGCGAUUUCUGUGAAUACCUGUCACAGAUAUCGCGGCAUUAGGGCGAUGCAGAGUAAGAACGUGCAUUGGAUCUGAUUGUUCAGCAUUUGCGUAAAGAUAGUUUGAACUAGAUUAGCUGGGGGUUUCAAAUCAUUUCGGAUUACUUUGGGCCCUGAUUUCAGUGCUUUCGAGAAACGCCACUUGUGAAUCUUAAGUUAAAAGAUUGUCCAAAAAUCAUUUUCUUUUCAAUGUGUUGCUGAAAAUUGAGGAUGCUUAAUUGCUGCUGUGUGUCGCUCUCGUUACGCAUUGCCUCCUCCGGUGUCGUGCUAGAAUCCUUCUGUCCAGCUGGCUUUGGAGAACCCCGCUGCCGCAGACACCUCCGGCUCUGCAGCACCGCACGGGAGAGCGGCAAGAGGAAACCGACUGAUACCGUGACAGCAAGGGCCACGUACCUGCAGAAACAGGAGAAAUGAGAUCUUCACGGUGCUGCCUGUUGGUGUUUUUGAAGUUGUGGAGACCUCCUGAUGUCUCUCUGGAAGAAAGAGGUGUCGUCGUGCUGAAACUCGCCUGCGUCUUUGUGCAGAGCUGGAGCUGCCGGGGUGAGCAGGCGGGGGUGCGCCCGCUGACGCCGGGCACGCUGCGUACCCAGCCAGAAACCUCCACAGAAUCUAUUCUUUCCCUUUUCGGCUGGAUUUAGAAGUGAAGGAGUGAAUGGUAGUUCCUUCUGGGAAAGGAGAGGGGAUCAGCAACGUUUGGAGCUUCUUAAGACUGUGAGAAUCUUCCUCGUUCGCUCUCCAGCGGGGAGCGAGCGGCACAGGAAUCCUCUGUGUGGGACCAGGGGCUCUUGCCUCUCUUGGAUUUCCUUUCGCUGCCACCACUUCUGUGUGUCAAUAAACGCCGAGUCCAGCCGGAGAAGCCCGUUUGGAACGUGAGCGUUGGAUGUGCUGUGCGUGCAGGCGGAGCUCACGCCUCGGGGGGUCUGUGCGCCUCAGGCAGGACACGGAGCGCUGGCGCACUGGAAAUGCCAGACGUGUCUGGAGAGAAGGAGUUGCCUCGGAACUGUGGAAACGCAGCAUUUGGUGGCUGGGAAAAGAAAUCGAAGAACUUCUUCCCUGAAAUUCCCUGUAUUUUCUUCCCUGAUGCACUUUUUGAAAUGGCUGGGCUUUGUGGAGACGAGCCGAUGAGCUGAGUUACCUUCCAGGAAUGUGGGGUGUCUUUCUUUUAUGGUUUCAUCGCUAUUUACCUACUCACUUUAGCAUAGUCAUUUAUACCUAUUUUAAGAAUUUUAUGAUGAGUGAUCAUCUUCAAAUUGGGAAAUAAUGGAAGCAACUCACUGAAGAAAAAAAAAAAGAUGAAUGCAUGAAACUCCCAAAUGUCUAAAUAAAUAUGUUGGGUGUAUGCAUUUUCUGCCAAAUGAGACCUAUCACAUUAUAGACUGUUGAGUAAUGAAACGGCCGUUCACUCAGCACCACCUCCAUUCAGUGAUUUAAUAUCAUGACCUUAUUCGUUUGCAGCCUCAUGCUUAUGCAAUAAGGCUUUCAGUACCUGUUCUUUAAGCCUGGUUUUAAAUUUUAAUCCGUGCAGUUGGAAGGAAGCUUUUGUCUUUCCUUUCCACAUGACUUUAGUUUCUCUUUAUCCUUCCCCUGAAGCAGUUUAGUGUAAAGAGCACAUGUUGCAAUACCAAAGUAUUUUGAUAACUUGUGUUCUAUAAGAAGAAUAAUCAAUUUCAGUGCUGCUGUUCAAAAUUCUUAUUGUCUGGAGACGUUGUGGGGCAGCCCCGUUGCUGCAGGUGGUGUGUAGUCAAACUAAACCUUGCUGUCGUUUAUCUGCGUUCUCCCCGUCCCUUAGUAAACGGAGAUUAAAGUUGGUAUUUUGAUUGGAUUCGAAACUUUGGUCCAGCAGAAAUAUUGAGUAUCCUGAACUGAGCUGGCUAGGCAGAUGUGAUUUGAUUCCGUUCAGUUCAUUCUUAAUAUAAAUAAUGUAUAUACUCAUGCGUCUGAGAUUUUUCUACACAGCUACAUAUACGCCUCCUGUUAACGCCUGAAAUUUUAUAAAAGCAGGACUUGUCCUUCUCUCAUCUCUUGUAUUCCUAAUUCUGUGAUAUGCAACUUGUAGAUAGUGUAAAAUAAUUUAAUUAUUAUUAAAAUAGUGUAUUUAGAGGGUUUUGGUGUUAAUAGGAUCUGGUUUUUUCUCUUCAUACUUGUAUACAUGAUCAUAUUUAUUUUUAAGGCCUGACUGUAACUGACCAUGCUGCCAAAGGCUUUCUCUGACUCCAGAUUUCUACGUUGGGUUUCUACCCACUGUUUUGUAUCAGGAAUCGCCGGUAGAUAACUUCUGCUGUUUCAUAAAACUCCGAAGGGUUAACAUAGAGAUUUGUGCAACUUUAUAAUGAGAAUUUUAUUGUGAUAUAUUUGUUCCAUCACUACUAGAUCUAUUUUCUUCUCGUAUGAGGUGGCAACAUCCAGGUUCUAAUGCGCUGGAAGCACCGAUUGUCUGGAAAUCCCCGCGCAGCCGCGUCCUGGGGACUCAGGUUUCCUCGGGCUCUGUGACACACACAUCGUCUCUUCCAUUUGGGACAGAAAUUACCACGUUCCAACAAAUCGGGCUGUUUCUGUAACAAGAAAACCUUCGAAGGAAUGUUCUGUUUGUUUGGCACUGGGGUUUGUGCGCGGGUGUUGGUGCGGGACGGUGAUUCCCAGGCCGCCCCUGGAGCGGGGCUGAGCCGCAAUCUCUGCCAGGAGUUACUUUCUGAUAGGAAUUCUUGUUCUUAUUUUUAUCUAUGCAUCUUUUUCUAAGAAGUAAUAGGCACUACUCUUGCUUACAUCGAACACUGUGAUGUACCUGUCGAAUGAAUAAACAGCAUUUUAGAAUUCA
Molecule: messenger RNA, 4587 nt
Organism: Columba livia (rock pigeon)
Lineage: Eukaryota; Metazoa; Chordata; Aves; Columbiformes; Columbidae
Gene: STAM2
Product: signal transducing adaptor molecule 2
Exons: 14
Coding region: 121-1683 (520 amino acids)
Biological process (GO): signal transduction
Cellular component (GO): endocytic vesicle
Molecular function (GO): phosphatidylinositol binding; ubiquitin binding
Source: RefSeq, a predicted model, not a curated record